Messenger RNA from Gastrolobium bilobum, 639 nucleotides. Its product is annotated as LOB domain-containing protein 4-like. The record is from RefSeq and is a predicted model, not a curated record. Bases 1 to 639 code for a protein of 212 amino acids. The transcript has a single exon. Lineage: Eukaryota; Viridiplantae; Streptophyta; Magnoliopsida; Fabales; Fabaceae.
AUGUCAUCGUCAUCGAAUUCUCAGUGUGCAGCAUGCAUGUAUCAGCGCAGAGAAUGCACCCAGGAAUGCAUUUUCGCGCCGUAUUUUCCGUCUGACAACCCACAGAGGUUUGCCAAGGUGGACCAGGUGUUCGGAGCGAAUAAUGUGGCCAACCUUCUAAGCGAGGUGAACGCGGCGCAGCGUGAAAAUGCUGUCGAGUCAAUGGUUUAUGAGGCAGAGUUACGCCUGCGAGAUCCAGUCUAUGGUUGCCUUCGUGUGGUCUCUGUUCUCCAACAAAGACUGAAACAAUUGCAGACUCAACUCUUGUAUGCUAGGAAUGUACUUGUCUCCUACACCGGAGAGCAGGCUAUCAUACCACCAUCUUCUCUUACCAAUUUCCACCAAUUACCCCCCACUACUUCUCCUCUUCCUCUUUUUCCCUUCAACGAUAUCAUUUCUCCUCAAGAGGUUUUUGCUUCUCAAAACCACAUGUCUCUAAUUUCACCUUCUCUGGUCACCGCUGACAAUUCUCAUGGUCAAAUUCAAAAUAACCAGCAUCCUCUUCAUCAUGACCAAAUGCUUUCACCACAAUCAUAUGAGUUUGAGGAGCAGCCUAAUUCCGAAAGCGACGAGAGUACAAGCACUGAUCCAUCUUAUUAA